Molecule: messenger RNA, 3775 nt
Organism: Heterotrigona itama
Lineage: Eukaryota; Metazoa; Arthropoda; Insecta; Hymenoptera; Apidae
Source: the annotation of a GenBank genome assembly
AAUAAUGACAAACUCUUCUAAUUAUUUAUAUAUAUAGUUUUUAUUAAUUUCAAAAUAAAUUUUUAAAAAAGUAGCAUUGUGAUUUUUUCUAUACUAGUUCUGAAUACAUUGAAUUUUACAUUAAAGUCAAAUUUGUUUGCUCAACUUUGCCCAAAAUGAGAAAAUAGCCAAAAUAAUUAUAGCUAAACAAAAUGUUAAUAGAGAAGUUUUUGGUAGAAAUUUUUAAAAGCCACAAAAAGAUAUGCUACAUUAAAGAACAUUAUACCAGAAAGUCACUGAAAAAAAAUACGAAUAAAGACAAUUUUUUAAUCCUACGUUUCAAUUUCGCAGUUACAAUAUACUGUGUAAAGUUGACUAAAAUAAAGAAGUCUGAUUAUAAUGGAAUAUAAAGAAUAUGUAAUGAUGAAUGAUUGAAGAAUUAUUCCUUAAUAUUUAUGAAGAAUCUUCAAAAAUAAGUUUAUCAGAAUUAGAAUCAAAGUGAAACUUAGAAUUUUUGUAAAAAAUAUUUAUAUAAACAAUUAUAAAAUUAUAUUUUUUAAUUAAUAUAAAAAAGACUCACUAAUUUUUCCAACAUUAUGGGUUGCGAACUCAAAAUAUCAGGACUGGAAAGAAAAGAGCUGAGGACAGCCGACGAUCAUCUAAUUCCAAAAAUAUGCUUAAGUUGAGAUGAGUAAUUUUCAUCAAGUUGGGCAGCACCGGAGAAGAGGUGCACAUCCAUCCAGAGCGAGUCACAAGCGCGAAUGCUUAACCUGAAAUCGCCAUCGGUCUAUCACGCAGCAGUAGCCAUUGUGAUAGGGCUCUAAAAUAUUAAAGUUAGAGUUAUAGAAUCAAUAUUAGAUCUGUAGUAACAUUAAGAAUCAAAAUGUCGGGUAAAUGUUACAUCUGAUUACUUCAUAUACAUGCAAACUAUAAAAAUGCCGGUCCAAAAAGAUACAAAUAUUGUAAAAAUCGCUGUUCAAAUGACAGAACAAGUACCACAACUCAUUGAAUUUAAUCAAAAACAUCCACUUACUGCAAUUAUUCAGGAAUUGUGCAAUGGGUGGGGUCUUUCUGAUCCUGAAUCAUAUUCAUUACAAUUUUCAGAAAGUAACAAUCAAAAUUAUAUCACAGAAAAGAAUCGUAAUGAAGUAAAAAAUGGUAGCAUUUUAAGAUUAGAAUUUUCUCCUUCAAAAACAGCCUCUGACAUUUUAACAAAGCUUAACAAUGGGACUAUGGAAGAAAAAACUGCUUCUUUGCAAAAAUUGAGUACUCUUAGCACAGAUAUGACAUUUGCAUUAGAAUUCAUUAAUAAACAAGGAUUAGCUUUAAUUAUCUCACAGGUGGAAGGUGAAAAAUAUAAAGGAAAUGCACUUGCAUAUUCACUUCAAUCAUUUGUAGAACUAAUGGAUCACGGAAUUGUUUCUUGGGAUAUCUUAGAAACACCUUUUAUUAAUAAAGUAGCAAGUUAUGUGAAUAAUCAAGCUGUAAUUCAAGAUACUAAUAUUAUUGAAGCUUCACUUAGUAUUCUUGAAAAUAUAGUAUUGAAUUCUUCUGGAAAAUAUGGACAGGUCGAAAAAGAAGUUACAUUUCCUAAUUUAGUGAUGCAUUUACAAAGUGUACGUCCACAAAUACAACAAAAUGCAAUAGCUCUAAUAAAUGCCUUAUUUCUUAAGGCUGAUUUGUCUAAACGUAGAGCUGUUGCUGCUACUCUUCAAUCUAAGCAAGUUAGAAAUGUAUUUUUGACAAAUAUCAUACAAUCUACUGGUCAGGUUGGUGCAGAAAUGGCACAUCAAUUAUAUGUAUUACAAACACUUAUGUUAAGUUUGUGGGAACAGCGUAUGAUGACAAAAAUGGAUCCACAAGAUCAAGAUGCGCAUGAUAAGAUUAAAGAACUCCGAAGAAUUGCUUUUGAUACUGAAGGAGCUGUAGGUGGAGAUAUUACUGCUAGAAAACAAGGUCUUUUUGCUAAAGAUUACAAAAAAUUAGGUUUCAAAUAUGAUAUUAAUCCUGCUCUUGAUUUUACUGAAACUCCACCUGGCAUGCUUGCCUUAGAUUGUAUGGUUUAUUUUGCACGUAACCAUAUUGAAGCUUAUACUAAAGUUGUUUUAGAGAACUCUUGUAGAGCUGAUGAACAUGAGUGUCCUUUUGGUAGAACAAGCGUGGAGCUAGUCAAAUUACUUUGUGAAGUUUUACGUAUUGGAGAAGCACCUAGUGAACAAGGACAAUCAUAUCAUCCUAUGUUUUUUACACAUGAUCAUCCAUUUGAAGAAUUCUAUUGUGUGUGCAUAGUCCUUUUAAAUAAGACUUGGAAAGAAAUGAGAGCCACUACUGAAGAUUUUGUAAAAGUGUUCUCUGUUGUAAGAGAGCAGAUCACUCGAGCACUUCAAUGUAAACCUACAGGAUUUGAUAAAUUCAAAAAUAAAUUACAACAAUUAACAUAUUCAACAAUUACUAAUUUAUGGCAACAAGAAAGGACUAGUAGAGAAGAAUGGGAAAGUCAUGCAAGGCCGAUAGUUGAACUCAGAGAACAAAUCACACCUGAAAUUUUAGAACUCAUUCAACAACAACGCUUAGGAUUUUUAGUAGAAGGCACCAGAUUUAUGAAAUAUAGUGCUAGAGGCCAGAGAAUCAAGGAUAAGUUCUGGUAUGUUCGACUUUCACCAAAUCACAAAGUAUUCCAUUAUGGUGACUGUGAUGAAAAAUCAGUACCAACAAUAGAUGAACUUCCUACAAAAUUAGCUGUUGUUGAAAUUCGUGCUUUACUGACUGGUAGAGAUUGUCCUCAUAUGAAGGAUUUGCAACGACGGAAAACUACUCAUCAGUUAGCAUUUUCUUUAAUUUUAGAUUCUGUAGAAGUUUCAAGUCUAGAUUUUGUUGCUCCCGAUGAACAAGUAUUUGAUUAUUGGACGGAUGGUAUUAAUGCUUUACUUGGCAAUAGAAUGACUAGUAAAGAGGCGGAAAAUGACUUGGAGACAUUAUUAUCCAUGGAUAUUAAAUUGAGACUUUUAGAUACAGAAGGAAUUGAUAUUCCUCAAGAUCCGCCUGCUAUACCCGAUCCUCCACCAAAUUAUGAUUUUUGUUAUGAGUUAAAAUAAUUUCGUCUUAUAUUCGAUAAUUGUUGUAACAAUUUAAUAUAAGAUAUAUAAUUAGAUAUAUUCGAUAAUUGUUGUAACAAUUUAAUAUAAGAUAUAUAAUUAGAUUAAAUUAAGAAAUAUUAAUUAAGUAAUAGAUUUUAUAAAAAAAAAUUAAGUAUUAUUCUAAGCUAAAAUUUUUAUACAAAUAAUUAAUUUUUAGCAUUUUUUUAUUAGUAUUUUUAAAUUAUAUAUACAUUUUUAAUUAUAUAAACUAAAACUGAUAUUUUAAUUAUAAAAAAACGCAGUAUAUUUUACCAAAGAUAUAUUUUACGUAUAUUCUUAAAAUCAUUUGUAUAUAUGAAUUAUAUUUACAUUUUUUAUCUAAUGAUUCUUAGAGGAAUCAGAGAUCUAAUGUUAUGUAUGAUUUCUCUAAUAAAUUUUUAAUUAAAUUAUAAAUUUUGUUUACAAUCAUAUUUAAUAGAUGUUUAAAAGAAUGUAAUAUUAUAUAGAAUAUUGAAGGUAUAAUAAAUGCAUAAAUAUAAAUUAAUAAAUUAUUUAUUGAAUCAUAUUUUUUAUUCAAUACCAUAAGUAAAAAGCUAUAGUAUUAAAAGCAAUAAUCAUUAAGAUUGUGUGCAGGUACAUAUGUUACUGUUGACAUAAUAUUAAUUGCUUAAUUAACAACAUUUUUACUUUCUUAGUGGUGCAGUAUUACCAAAAAAUAG